Molecule: messenger RNA, 1443 nt
Organism: Nelumbo nucifera (sacred lotus)
Lineage: Eukaryota; Viridiplantae; Streptophyta; Magnoliopsida; Proteales; Nelumbonaceae
Source: RefSeq, a predicted model, not a curated record
AUGGCAUUGACUCUAGAACUGAGCUACACCCAUCUUCCUUUCCAGCUUAUAUAUUGCUUCCUGUAUUUUGGCGUCUUCCCACCUGAUCACCUUCCUGUCAGACGUACACAGCUGAUCCGACUAUGGAUUGCCCAAGGAUUUGUGCAGCCCAAGAACAACCGAACAUCAGAGGAGGUUGCUGAUGACUACCUAACCAACCUCAUCUCUAUAGACUUGGUUCAGGCAGUGGAAAGAGAUGUUGAUGGUCGGCCCAAAAUGUGUCGUCCACAUCCAGUUAUGCACCUGGUCCUUCUUCAGAAAUGCAAGGAGGAGAACUUCAGUCUGGUCCUUCCCCAACUGAACAGCAAUAUAGAUGGGCAAGAUAUGGACAAAUUUCAAUCAUUAAGGGUUUUAGAUUUGGAAGACGCACCGAUAGAGAAAUUUCCUGAAGAAAUUGAAAUCUUACAUAGACUAAGGUAUCGAAGCUUGAGAAAUAAAACAGUUAGUGAGGUACCGAAAGCUGUUGGUAAGCUUCUAAACCUAGAAACCUUGGAUCUUAAACAUAAAAAGGUUUCUAGGUUGCCUGUGGAGAUCUUCAAGCUUCAACGCCUGCGCCACCUUCUUGUUUAUAGUUACAAGAUGCAGAAUUUAUUAGACUUUGAUUGUGUUGAAGGGUUGGAAGUUCUUCCAGGAAUCAAGGAUUUGAGUGCGUUGCAGAAGUUGUCAUUUGUCAAAGCAAGCAAGAACACCAAGAUAAUUACGGAACUGAGAAGCUUGACUCAACUAAGGAAAUUGGGAACAAUUGAUCUGAAAAGUGAGAAUGGUAAGGAUUUGUGCCACUCCAAUGGACAAUUGCCAAAGCUUCGCUCCUUGGAUGUGAAAUCAACAGAUGAGGAUGAGAUUCUGGAUUUGCAGGAUUUCGCCACUACUACUCGUCCACUGCCACUUCAACGUCUAUAUCUAAAAGGGCGUCUACAGGAGUCGCCUAAUUGGAUUUCCUUGCUUGAAAGCUUGGUUAAAUUACGUCUGAAGUGGUCAAAAUUAAGUGGUAGCCCAUUGGGAGCCCUUGAGGCUUUGCCUGAGCUACUGGAACUCCAAUUGAUGGACGCUUAUAUUGGGCAAAAAUUAUGUUUCCAGAAAGGAAAGUUUCGAAAGCUUAAGGUACUGGAAUUCCUUCAAUUAGAUAAUUUGAAUGAGAUUGAAGUGCAAGUUGGUGCCAUGCCAAGCCUUGAGAAGAUGAACAUGAGGAGUUGCAAGAACUUGAAAUGCGUACCAGUUGGUAUAAUUUAUCUAAAGCAACUCAAAGAACUGAUUCUGGAAGGAAUGCCUGAGGAAAUUGUGACAAAGCUUCGAGAUGGUGGGGAAGAUCGUCCGUUGGUCGAACAUAUUUCCUUCAUUAGUGGAGGAAAGAUUGUUAACUAUCGUCUUAAAAGUGAUGGAAACUGGGAUCCUGAAAAUCUUUGA